Molecule: messenger RNA, 4883 nt
Organism: Girardinichthys multiradiatus
Lineage: Eukaryota; Metazoa; Chordata; Actinopteri; Cyprinodontiformes; Goodeidae
Product: aryl hydrocarbon receptor-like
Exons: 11
Coding region: 280-3252 (990 amino acids)
Biological process (GO): regulation of transcription by RNA polymerase II
Cellular component (GO): cytoplasm; transcription regulator complex; nucleus
Molecular function (GO): protein dimerization activity; transcription cis-regulatory region binding; nuclear receptor activity
Source: RefSeq, a predicted model, not a curated record
ACUCUCAGUUGUAAUAAUAAGGCGGCGUUGUUUAUCCAAAGAGAAGGGGCUGGACAUAGUCUGGAUUGUGAGCCAAAUUUUUUCUUUACUUCCAUUUCCUCCACUUCAACAAACGUCCAGGAGAACACGGACCGCAGCGUCGAGCGUCCAAGGUCGACUGCAGUGGCCGCCCCCGUCCCGCUGCGGACCCCGGCAGAAAGUAUCGGAGUUGUUGAGGCUUAGUGAACGGGCUGAUCGGACGGAAAGCUGGCGGAAAACUGAGUUGAACCGAAUGUCAUUAUGUUUAAUAACCCGGGGACAUACGCCAACAAGAAGAGGAAGAAGCCCGUCCUCAAGCAGAAGAAGGCUGCUGAAAGUAAUGACGUUGUUAAAUCGAACCCUUCAAAGCGCCACCGGGAUCGGCUAAACGGGGAGCUGGACAGACUGAUGGAGCUCCUCCCCUUCCCUGACGAGGUUCGCUCCCGUCUGGACAAACUCUCAGUCCUGCGCCUCAGUGUGGGCUACCUGAGGGUCAAGAGCUACUUUAAAGCAUCCAUAAAGAACACUAAAUGCAGUCAGGUGUAUCCUGGGGUGAAUAUGGACUCCUUUGGCUUCUCAGAAGGAGAGCUGCUGCUCCAGGCGCUGAACGGCUUUGUGUUGGUGGUCACAUCUGAAGGAAUGGUGUUCUACGCGUCUCCUACGAUCAAAGAUUACCUGGGCUUCCAGCAGUCAGAUGUGGUCCACCAGAGUGUGUUUGAGCUCAUCCACACUGAUGAUCGAGCCAUGUUCAGAGAGCAGCUCCAUUUUGCUUUAAACCCUCCUCCAGUUGCCUCAGAUGCAGACUUCUCGCAGAGCUGCGGUACUGUAAUGAUGUACAAUCCUGAGCAGCUCCCUCCUGAUAACUCAUCCUUCCUGGAGAGAAGCUUUGUGUGUCGCUUCCGAUGUCUCUUGGACAACUCCUCCGGCUUCCUGGCCCUGAAGUUCCACGGGCGACUAAAGUACCUCCAGGCUCAAAACGUUUCCAGGGACAGUGAGACUUGUAAAAAGGUCCAGCUGGCUCUGUUUGCCAUUGCUAUGCCCGUUCAGCCUCCAUCCAUCGUGGAGAUCAGAGCCAAAAUGCUCCUCUUCCAAACAAGGCACAAGCUGGAUUUUACACCCACAGGCGUCGAUAGCAGGGGGAAGAUCAUUCUGGGUUACUGUGAGACUGAACUGUGCAUGAAGGGCUCAGGCUACCAAUUCAUCCAUGCUGCUGAUAUGAUGUACUGUGCUGACAACCACAUCCGCAUGAUUAAAACAGGAGAGAGCGGUCUGACUGUGUUCAGACUUCUCAGUAAGUCUAAUGGCUGGGUGUGGGUGAACUCCAACGCUAAGCUCAUCUACAAAGGAGGAAGACCUGAGUUCAUCAUUGCAUACCAGAAAGCUUUGACCAACGCUGAAGGAGAGGAGUAUCUGCGGCAGCGACGAUGUCAGCUGCCCUUCAGCCGUGCCACUGGAGAGGCCAUCCUCUACAACACAGGCCCCACCAUGGAUCUCUUCCACUUUCAGUUUGACAAAAUGUUUGACAGCAAGGACACCAAGAAGGACAUGGCCCCUGCCUCUUUGCUGGACUGCUUCCUGAGACAGGAUGAAACCAUCUACACCCAGACAGUGGAUACCCUACCUGUGGACCAGGUGUUUAUGGAUAGCCACGCUUUGGUCAGUGUGGCCAGCGAUGAGUGGCAGGAGAACAAGUCCACAAUAGCUGACCCUUUGCUGGUGAAGGGGGAGGCCAGUCAGUCAGUGAUAGCUGUGAUCGACACCCUGGAGAAACUGACACAAAGCGGAGACUUUGAAGAUGUUUUGGGAAAUGUGGAGAUAGAUGAUGUUGAGCUGAUGGAGUGGGAAAAUUGCUUUAAGAGAUUACACCAGGAAGAGGAUCCACCAGGAAGUGCUCGGUUGGACCUGGACAACUUCAUCACUGAUGAGAUAAUAGACUUUAUUGACUCUGUGUUCAAGGAGAGGGGAGAGGAGUGCCUGAACAACCUCACCUUCAGUUGCCUGAAAGAAGUUAACAACUUCUCAUCCUCUGAACUGUGUGAGCCGCAGCUGUUUCUGACUCAGAGUCCUGAUUGUUCUUACUCCCCAGUGAACGGCCUCUACGCGCACCAUGAAGAAACAGUCAACAGAGCGGCGAUUCCUGGGCAAAGCCUGGCCCAGUCUGCUCCGAUUGGCAACAGGAACCAGAAAUUCGCCCACCAGGACCCUCUUCACAGUGACAGCAGUCUGCCACCUCUUCAGCAGCUGCAGCUGGAUGACAUUUUCAUCCCAUCUAUUGAGCUCCCACAGCUCACUGUACCAAAUAUCUCAGUGAAUGAUGCCUUCCCUGCUCUUCAGUCUUGCCAACAGGUAUCCAUCAGGCAAGCAAGCUGCUCUCAGGGUGGUUCUGUUCUGGCCCAGCAGCCGAAGAAGCUUCUGCAGCCACAAAACAGUCUGGAGGUACCUGGACUAACAGAAGCUGGGCAGAUGCCACAAAGUUCUGCUCAGCAAAUGAGCAACACAGCAUCUGCGGUACAAAACAUUCUGCCGCCCACGAUUCCCUAUAACAAGUUCACUUCCUCAAACACCUCCACAGUUCCUGGUGGACAUCAUCCAGAGUUCCUGCAGAACAGCAUGAUAUUUAAAAACCACAAUGCUCCUCUUCAGCAGUGGCCUCAGAGCCAGCAGCAGAAGCUGCCACAUGCUGGCAUCGUGCAGAAUGGGCAUGACAUGACGUGCACAUUCCAGAGCCAAAAUUCAGGGAACCAAACAUUCCCAAGAGCUGGCUUUUGUCCAAGCAGUGUCACCAGACUGAACCACAUAGAGCAGGGGGGACUGGCAGGCAGCCAGACAGCCCCUCACAGCAGCUGCAUGUUUGAGCAGACCUUCUCCUCCCAUCUAACAGGAGUAAACAUUCUGUCUCACUGUGGACCUUCAGACCUCAGUGAGGCCAGUGUGUCUUUGGAUCAGAUUCCUCGCCAAGGUUUCAGCAGCAUCCAGUGGAGCAGCAGUGAGCUUCCAGUUGGCACAUCAGCCAUCAACCAGGAGCUCGCCCCCAUCAGGCCUCUGACUGUGGCCCCAAGUAUGGGCGCUGCACAGGACUCCUGCAACAUGCAGCACUACCUUGACAGCAACAGAGAGACAGCAGAGCCACAGAGGCUCCACUCAGGGUCGUGGAGUUUUCAGUCCUGCCAUCAUGGAGUAGAGCAGAACCUCGUCCAUCCGCCACAGGAGGACACACCCUCAAGUCUACUUUAACUAUAUCAGUGCUUAUCCAUACUGCAUAUGUUGUAAUAUUAUAUAUGUGUUUUAUAUUUCUUUUUUCAAUUAUAUAUGUGCUGUUCUCUCUGCUUGUCAGCUGUUGCUUUAGCGAUGAUAUACAGUAAUAACAAUGAAGUAUGAAUCUACAAGUGUGUUUACCAGGAUGGAGCCAACCAAAGAUGUUUUUAUAAGGGAAACCUGAGCUCUGUCCAACACAUCUGAACUUGAUGUUUUUAAAUGAAAUCACUAAAGUUUUUCUUAAAGAAUUAGUAAUCUAUGUAAAAACUCUUGAGCUGUGCCUUCACAUUAAUAAGAUACCAUUGUGCCUUUUUUAGAUUUAGUUGUUACAUCCGAAUGUCUGCUUUGGCUCUUGAAACCCCACACGUGUACAAUGCAUCAUCAUAUGUUCAUAUGUGCGCAGUAAAUAUAAAUACACUUUUUGGGGAAAUGUUUCUAGGGAGAUCUGACAUUUACACAUAAGCAUCAAUCAGGCGAGCAUUCUCCUGCACUUGGCACCUAAUCCAUUAGCACAGAUCUGCUGUGCACCUUACUUUACCAGUCUUGUGUCGUCUUAUUAUGUACGUUAAAGCCUAAGUCACGUGCACAUCUGUAACAAGCUAAUAACCAAAGCCGCAUUCCAAACCCACGGCUUGCCUGUUUCAAAGGAUGCAGGGUCCCAAACAUUAUUACAUAUCUGUUUUAUUUCAGCGGUUUCUGUGACAUGCAGUGGAUAUGUCCAGCAGAUUCAUUCAUAGCCAUCGGUUUGCCUAAAUGUACAUUUUUAUUUCAUGUAAAAAAAUACUUAUCACCUGAAAAAGGCAAAUGUAGUAGAUGCUUCAGCCGAAGAGAAUUAUUGAACAGCUUAUAAUGUACAGUUCAUGGGUGUCCUUACCUUGUAUUUGAUCCUCAUACCCUGUUACACAAACUGUUGUAACCACUAUCUGCUGUAAGACCUGAACUGAUACCUUACGGAUGGUUCUUAAAUUCUAAUACCAAACACAACCACUGUAUCCGGUUUCAACAUACAAAGAAACACAAUUUCUCCCAUAAGUCAAUAUAAAGUCAAAUACAAAAUCUGUCAGAUUCAUCAGAUUGUUGUUCCAAACAUCCUUAUGGGGCGUCAGAAUAACUUUUGCCUAUCCAUGUUUGUUGCAUCAGAUGCAUUUCUAAAACUAUAGAAAAGAUAGUCAUUGUUGUUGGAAUAAUUGUAUAUAGAUUUAUCUUACAUUUCCUCUUUAUUACCUUUGCUAUUUGACCUUUAUAACCUUUCAUGCUGUAAGCAAACAUGUGAUGAGUUCUUUUGCAGGCAAGGAGUAAAGGUGAAAGAGGGAUGAUGCAAUCACAGUUGGGGACUCAUCACAAGGAUAACAGCUGAUCGUGCUGAGCAAGGGUCGCACAUAUCUUAAGAUUAUGGAGACAAUGCAAGUGUGUUUGUACAAGUUAAUGAUGUGCAUGAUCUAUGUCACGUUGCUGCUGUUUAUUUCCCACCCUUUAGAGCAGCAACGUUCAUGUAACUAGGGACCACCUUAAAUAAAAAGAGGAUUUGGCGAGAUGUGUUUCAGAGCGGUAGGAGAUUUGUAACUGAAGCACAUCUCUGUCCAUUCUCCUCGCAGCGAGUAAGAAACUAA